AUGCAUUUUAUAGUACUGGCUCAGGCCCUGCUCAUGGUUCUACAACGUCAUGCCACAGGUGCAAUUUACAAAACAGGCAACGUAUUUCAAACAACUACUAAAGGAGCGAUUUAUCCACGUGUAAAGUGUGGUAGGACAAUAACAAAUACUAACGAAGGUGUUAUCGAAUCACCAGGUUAUCCACUGAAAUACAAAUCGAACCUGCGAUGCGAUUGGUUAAUUCAAUCACCUCAUAAAAGUGAUGUCAUCUACGUAAAUUUUAUCGACUUGGAUGUAGAAGAAUCAAGCUUGUGUUUGUUUGACUAUGUUUCUCUAACAUUUGAAGGAUCUCGACCACAACGAUUUUGUGGAUACGAGACACCUUCGAAUCAACCUAUUAUAGUUGAAAAUAGUGGAUGGAUUCGAAUUAAGUUUUUAACAGAUGGAUCAGUAGAAAAAUCGGGAUUUAGGAUUGCUUUCAAAAUCGAGAAAAGAAGUUCAGAAGAAAUGCCGAUACUUUUGCCUCAAACUCAGCAACACAGGUAUACUCCCUUACCAGAGAGCACUUCGGAUAAAUUGUCAACUAAUUACGAUUCCUUGAGAUUCAAAGAGUUCUUUCGUUUUGCAUCUUCAUUAAAAAUGCCAAACUCGACUGAUGAAGGGAGCCGGACAACCGACAAAAGCAAAACAACCUUGUCGAGAUGUCAGCUUCCAAAUGUAGACCAAAAAUUCAACGUUGGCGACAUCGUGCGGAUUACUUGCUCGGCAGGGGAGCAUGACGCUCAAAAUUCUACUAAUAUAACUUGUCUUCCGGGCGGCCAAUGGACGGAAUCACUUUCAUGCAAACCAUUCGAUAUCACAGGACAUGCGAAAGUGGAAUCUCAAAUUGUGUUAUCAUACUGGCAGAUUGCGAUGCUGAUCGUGACCGGGGUGGCAUGUACAAUAUACGUCAUCUUUACAUCGUACCUGUUUGUAGCUCAAAGAAGACGUAUUUCUCAGUACAAAUGUUCCAGAUGCAAUCGACAGUUAAAUUAUGUAAGAGGAGGAAGACAUCUAACUAAUUCCAAUUACGAAUCAGAAGAGUGCACAUUUGCUUGAGGAUUUUAUAUUCCAUAGAGUUCAGGCUGAAAACGGGUAAAUAUGAACUUCACCACGACUCAACCAGACGCCGAAACAGAAGAUCAGAUUCAAUGGUGGUAUCCUCUCAUCGACCCGACAAAAAUGUUUCCAGGCUUACCUCCUGCGAUCGCCGUCAUUAUGUAUU
Messenger RNA from Styela clava, 1243 nucleotides. RefSeq lists its product as uncharacterized. Lineage: Eukaryota; Metazoa; Chordata; Ascidiacea; Stolidobranchia; Styelidae. Gene Ontology annotation, molecular function: serine-type endopeptidase activity. The record is from RefSeq and is a predicted model, not a curated record.